Molecule: messenger RNA, 1670 nt
Organism: Moneuplotes crassus
Lineage: Eukaryota; Ciliophora; Spirotrichea; Euplotida; Euplotidae
Source: the annotation of a GenBank genome assembly
AAAUAGUCUAAAAAUCUUUUAGAAAUGGAAGAAAAGCCAAAACAAAUUUAUGUAGAUGAUUUCAUGUCUGAUGAGGAGGAUAGCUCCUCCUCUCCUGCCAAACAGACGCUUGACAAGAAGCAAUAUGAGGAGAACAAAUCCAAGUUUGAUAUUAAGAAGCUUAUAUCGGCUUUUAUACUGAAGAAAGAAUAUUUUAUUUCUCAUAAGACCACUAGUAUCUUUGAUGAUUAUGAUUUUAAUGAGAAUCCAAUAGGUCAAGGCUCUUUUGGGAUUGUUUAUAAAGCUCAUGAGAAGCACACAGGGCUGAUCAGGGCUAUUAAGCAAGUCAUGAAUGAUAAUAUUAAGAAUUACGAUGGCUUUAUGGGCGAAGUUGCUGCUCUUAAGACUCUUGACCAUCCUAACAUCAUUAAACUCUACGAGGUUUAUGAGGACAAGGAGUGUGUGUACCUUGUUCAAGAGUACUGUGAAGGAGGCGAGCUCUUCUACCACAUUGUUGAGAACGAAAACCUUGAUGAGAGAGAAGCAGCAAGAAUUUUUCAUCAAAUAACAUCAAGUAUUCUUUACUGACAUAAAAAUUGCAUCUGCCAUCGUGAUUUGAAGCCUGAUAAUUUCAUGCUUGCGAGUAAGGAAAAGGGAAGUAUGGUUAAGCUAAUAGACUUUGGCCUAAGUAGAUCAUUUUAUAAAAUCAAAGAAGAAGGAGGAGAGAUGCUAAGAAUGGAAACUAGAGCAGGAACUGCUCUGUACAUGGCUCCUGAGGUCUUGUAUAAAAAUUACUCUAGCGCCUGAGACACCUGGUCCUUAGGAGUUAUCCUCUACAUCAUGGUCAGUGGACUCUUGCCUUUUGAAGGCUCAACAGACGCUGAAAUUGAGGAGAAUAUAAAAACUAUCAACUAUGACUUCGAAGAUGAGGUCUGGAAGGAUACAUCAGAAGAAGUCAGAGACCUAAUUUCCAAAAUGCUUGUGUUUGAAAAAGACAGGAUCACUCCCAAAGAAGCCUUGAAACAUCCGUGGCUGGGUAAAUUUUCUGAAACAAAGCAGAAUAAAGAUAAACUAUCUUACAUUGAGAAGCUUGAGGAUUUUAAAGAAUCUAAUAAUUUGAAAAAGGCAAUUCUUUCGUUCUUGGCAACCAAGGUCAAUGAUGAUGAGAUUAAGGAUGAAAUCGAGCUGUUCAAUAGUUUUGACACUAAUAAUGAUGGCUACAUUACCAAGAAAGAACUCAAAAAGGGACUUUAUAAGAUAGGUAAGAGAACAGAUGAGGAGAUCGACCAGAUCAUGGACAGCAUGGAUACUGAUAAAAAUGGGGCCAUUAACUUCAAUGAGUUCAUCUCUGCCACCCUUAACUCUGGAAUUUCGAAGGAUUAUGAGAGAAUUGUAAAAGCUUUCGAAUUCUUCGAUCUUGAUAAUGAUGGAUUAAUUGAUGAAAACGAACUCAAGAAUGCCCUGGCUGGGCAAGAAUUUGCCAAGAUUGAUGUAGGUAUUUUCCAAGAAACUAUUAAGCAAUGAGAUCUUGAUAAUGACGGUAAGAUAAGCUUUGACGAAUUCGCAAAAAUUAUGUCAGUCCGUCUUGAUAUCAUGACUAAAACUAAUAUUCGUGAAUCACUACAAUUGUCUACAGAAGAAAAUUAAUUUAUAUGCUGAUAACCAUCCAGUUUGAGGCGCAUUUCAAUUUU